UCUAAUGCAGCUGAACAGCCUGGUGCGCAAACUUGGACGCGGACUGAAAAUAAUGGUGUUUCUCGCCGAAGUGGGCGAACCGGUCACCAGAAGUGAACCACGGGACUUGAAUUUGACUUUGUAAAUGUGUUCGCUUCGACCGUGAAGAAGUGUUCGGGCUUGUUUUUUUUUGUUUUGUUGUUGUUUUUUUGGACUUGCUGGUAAUGGCCAGCAGUGGCUGAGGUGUUUGGAUCCAGUCAGUGACAGACUGCAAACAGCAGGGAGAGCUGCACACACCACCGCAGUCAGAUUAUGAACCAGUUCAAGCGCUGAAGGAAAUCUGGGAGCUCAUUUUUUCUAACAGGGACGAAAAUAUUCCAAGCGCAGUGAGUGGCAGAUCACAACCUAAGAAGCCAUGGAGGCCUCACAGGACCUCAACGAACAGAUGGUGAAGAAAUCACACAGUGAUUCACAUGUUCCAGACCCUUCCGGUACCAGGUCUAUGGAAAUGCAGGACCUAGCCAGUCCUCAUAACCGCGUGGGAGGUGGAGAUUCGACGGGCUCCAAACUGGACAAGAACAACCUGGGCAGCCCCUCCAUCACCACCAAUGGAACCGGAGGUGAAAACAUGACAGUGUUAAACACGGCUGAUUGGCUGUUGGGCUGCAGCAGCCCGCCCCCCGCCUCGGGCUCCAAGGACUAUGUGAAAACAGAGCCCAUGAACAACAGUGAUACAGUCACUACAACAGGUGAUACAGCACUGGACACAUACGCAGGCUCAGUCAUCACCAGCAGUGGGUACAGCCCUCGUUCUGCCCACCAGUACUCUCCGCCCCUGUAUCCAUCUAAGCCUUAUCCUCACAUUCUGUCCACACCCGCAGCCCCUCCCAUGCCGACAUACGCUGGCCAACCCCAGUUCAACAACAUGCAGCAGUCAACUGUAUACACCACUUACUCUCAGACCGGACAGUCAUACGGACUGUCCACCUAUGACCUCGGUGUGAUGCUGCCAAGCAUUAAGACAGAGAGUGGCCUGGCCCAGAGUCAGUCCCCUCUCCAGACGGGCCUCAGCUACAGCCCUGGCUUCACCACACCUCAGCCCGGACAGACUGCCUACUCACCCUAUCAGAUGCCAGGUUCCAGUUUCACUCCCUCCUCAGGCCUCUACACAACCAACAACUCAGUGUCGAACCCCGCCAACUACACUGCCACACAGCAGGAUUAUCCCUCAUAUACACCUUUUGGCCAAAACCAGUAUGCCCAGUAUUAUUCCGCCUCCCCUUACGGACCUUAUAUGACCUCCAACAGUGUGGAUGGUACAGGUUCCACGGCAGCCUACCAACUGCAAGAUCCCACUCCUGCCAUGACUGGACAGGCUGCUGAACUCCACCCAGGGGAUUUUGACACAAUGCAGAGCCCCUCCACGCCCAUCAAAGAACUGGACGACCGAGCCUGCCGGAGUGGGGGGUCUAAGUCAAGGGGCAGGGGCCGCAAGAACAACCCCUCCCCUCCCCCUGAUAGUGACCUGGAGAGGGUGUUUGUGUGGGAUUUGGAUGAGACAAUCAUUGUCUUCCAUUCUCUCCUCACGGGCUCCUACGCACAGAAAUAUGGCAAGGACCCCCCCAUGGCAGUAACGCUUGGACUGAGGAUGGAGGAGAUGAUCUUCAACUUGGCUGACACACACUUAUUCUUUAAUGACCUGGAGGAGUGUGAUCAGGUACAUAUUGAUGAUGUAUCAUCAGAUGACAACGGCCAGGACUUAAGUACUUACAGUUUUGCAACUGAUGGCUUCCAUGCAGCUGCAACCAGCGCCAACCUGUGCCUGGCUACGGGUGUCCGCGGCGGUGUCGACUGGAUGAGGAAACUGGCCUUCCGCUACCGACGCGUCAAAGAGUUGUAUAGCACAUACAAAAACAAUGUGGGGGGUCUGCUGGGUCCUGCUAAAAGAGAUGCCUGGCUGCAGCUCAGAGCAGAGGUUGAAGCUCUGACCGACUCCUGGCUCACCCACGCCCUCAAGUCCCUGUCCAUCAUCAGCUCCAGGAGUAACUGUGUAAAUGUGUUGGUGACCACGACACAGCUCAUACCAGCGCUGGCUAAAGUUCUCUUAUAUAGUCUUGGAUCUGUUUUCCCCAUCGAGAACAUUUACAGUGCAACAAAAAUAGGCAAAGAGAGCUGUUUUGAACGUAUAGUCUCCCGCUUUGGCACUAACAUUACAUAUGUUGUGAUUGGCGAUGGGAAGGAUGAAGAGCAUGCUGCCAGCCAGCACAACAUGCCUUUCUGGAGGAUAUCCAGUCACUCUGACCUGCUGGCAUUACACCAAGCACUGGAGUUUGAGUACCUGUAACUAUUAUAGCAAUACGGACUCAUGCAAUGAUACCACGGACAUGGUCAGCCAGGCAGCCCCUUCUUUUGUAUAACUAUUUAAGAACAAACAAUACACUGCAAAUGUUUUGUGAUUUUUUUUUUGGAACGUCUGGAUUUACAAACUCUGAACGGUCUUAAGAUGCAAGUGGAGAAGUGAAUGGAGAUAAUGGAACAGUCAGUGGCGUUAAGAGAGAACUACCCAACCCACCCCUUGGCAAUAGAGGCCUGAUCUACUGUCCAUCCACGCAGAUGAAGACUGGAACCCUAUCAAGGCGGAACAACUUUGAACUGCAAGGAUGCUUCUUUGGCCGACUCCCAGCUAAUGUGGUUUGUGGUGGGAGCUCCCGGGUUAUAACAGUCAGGACUGCAGGGGUUCACUUGGGAUGAACCACCUCUAAACUUUUAAUUUGAGAGCCUCUGUACAGGCAGCAUUUAUGUGCACGGGGACAACAGCUGCUUUUAUUUUGAAGUGUUUUCUUCCUGGUCAUAUGAUAAUCACAAUAAUGCAGUAAGG
Sphaeramia orbicularis (orbiculate cardinalfish) is the source of this 2857-nucleotide messenger RNA. RefSeq names its product EYA transcriptional coactivator and phosphatase 4 (gene eya4). Bases 395 to 2323 code for a protein of 642 amino acids. Gene Ontology annotation, molecular function: protein tyrosine phosphatase activity. Gene Ontology annotation, biological process: multicellular organism development; negative regulation of extrinsic apoptotic signaling pathway in absence of ligand; cell differentiation. The record is from RefSeq and is a predicted model, not a curated record. Gene Ontology annotation, cellular component: nucleus. NCBI's taxonomy places the organism in Eukaryota, Metazoa, Chordata, Actinopteri, Kurtiformes, Apogonidae. The transcript is spliced from 20 exons.